Messenger RNA from Ziziphus jujuba (common jujube), 1712 nucleotides. RefSeq names its product purine permease 21. Gene Ontology annotation, molecular function: purine nucleoside transmembrane transporter activity. Gene Ontology annotation, cellular component: membrane. The transcript is spliced from 2 exons. The record is from RefSeq and is a predicted model, not a curated record. NCBI's taxonomy places the organism in Eukaryota, Viridiplantae, Streptophyta, Magnoliopsida, Rosales, Rhamnaceae. The coding region runs from base 183 to 1361 and encodes 392 amino acids.
AUCUAAAAGUUGUGACUUGAGUCCGUCUGUCUCUCUCAUAUCAAUGGAGAAGAAUUAAUAUGAUUAAUUAUAUCUUUAAUAUUUAUACAUAAACAUGUGUGUUGAAAAAUCUAGCUAGUACUAAUAAGAAGGAUCAUUUUGAGUUUAUCUUUGCGCUUUUUAACCUUCCCUUUCCCUUGGAUAUGGCAGAACUAGCUCAAGAACUUCAGCUUCCAGUAAUGGGAAAUAAACAUGAGGAAGACAAGGAGGCAAACACAUCAACUGGUCAUCAACAACAACGCUCCACAAAUCUUAGAGCAAGAAGUUACAAAUGGUGGCUAAGAAUGGUAAUCUACAUGCUCUUUCUUCUUGCUGGACAAUCAACAGCAACGCUAUUAGGAAGAUUAUAUUUUGAUGAAGGAGGAAAAAGCAAAUGGAUAGAAUCAUUGGUUCAAACUGCUGGUUUUCCAAUUCUGAUUCCUUUCUAUUUUUUAUUUCAACCAUUUUCCAAAUUUCCCACAACUCAAAAUAGCCAAUCAGAUUCAAAACUUGGGCCAUCAAUCUCAAAACUAGCAAUGGUUUAUGUUACCCUUGGUUUGAUCACAGCAGCUGCCUGUUUCUUGAGUUCAAUUGGGCUUCUUUACCUCCCAGUUUCUACUUUGUCAAUCAUUUUUGCAUCCCAAUUGGGUUUCACAGCUUUCUUUUCUUUCUUCCUCAAUUCCCAGAAGUUCACUCCUUUCAUUAUCAACUCUUUAGUCCUCCUCACUAUCUCCUCCACCCUCCUUGCAUUUCAACCAAACGCUGGACAUCUUAAUGGAGUCACCAAAGGGAAAUAUGCAAUAGGUUUCGUAUGCACUUUCUUUGCUUCAGCCAUAAGUGGACUUGUACUUUCUCUCUCACAGUUCUUCUUCCGGAAGGUUAUCAAAAACGAAUCGUUUAAGGCGGUUUUGGAUAUGAAUUUCUUUCAGUGUCUGGUAGCAAGCUUUGCAACCUUAAUUGGACUAUUUGCUAGCAAUGAGUGGAAAGGUCUAAGGAAAGAGUUGGUGGGGUAUGAAUUGGGUAAUGUUUCCUAUAUCAUGACCCUUGUCUGGACAGCUUUGAGUUGGCAACUUUUCUCAAUUGGUGCAGUGGGGUUGAUUUUUGAAGUCUCUUCACUAUUCUGCAAUGUGAUUAGCUGUUUGGGAUUGCCUAUCGUUCAAGUCUUAGCAGCGGUCAUUUUCCAUGAUAAGAUGGAUGGUUUGAAGGUGAUUUCAAUGAUUUUGGCCAUUUGGGGUUUUCUUUCUUAUAUCUAUCAGCAUUAUGUUGAUGACCAGAAGUCCAAGACUACUAUUGAAAAUAGUACAAAUGCCAAUGGAGUUUCCAAGCCUUCCUUCUCUGUCUAAAAGGUGAAUGAUUAAUUAUAGUAUUCUUAUUUGGUAUGUUUAAGAACUUAAAGGUAUUGUUCGACAAAAUCGGAUUCAUGUCAGGUCGACAUGAUUAUUAUAGCGUCGAUCAAAUUUUGAUGAUAAAACUAUCAAGUUUACUUGAUAUGUGAAGAUGAUUGUUUAAGAUGCAAUAUAAAUAAUUUUGUAGCAAUAAGCCAAUAUAAUAAUUUAAAUUACCUUGCCAGAAGCAGUGCUUUUGUUUAUUUUUUGUCUAUUUUGUAUCCAUUGAGAAACUGGGGAAGAAAGUAGAGUGUAAUUGAAUUUUCCAGCUUUAAAAAAAAUAAAAUAAAAUUUGCUAUAUUCUAUUUA